Capronia epimyces CBS 606.96 is the source of this 1785-nucleotide messenger RNA. RefSeq lists its product as uncharacterized. Gene Ontology annotation, molecular function: DNA binding; zinc ion binding. The transcript has 5 exons. The coding region runs from base 1 to 1785 and encodes 594 amino acids. Lineage: Eukaryota; Fungi; Ascomycota; Eurotiomycetes; Chaetothyriales; Herpotrichiellaceae. Gene Ontology annotation, biological process: DNA-templated transcription. The record is from RefSeq and is a predicted model, not a curated record.
AUGUCCAUGCGAACGGAUGAUUCAAGCGCCAUUGCGGCAAAGUCCACCCAAGCCACCACCACGACCGAGUUAGAAUCGAGUGAAAGCCUAAUCACCCGCUUGUGCGGAGCCCAAGGACGGCUUAAUAGCAAACAUGAUGGUCAGCUACGAUAUUUCGGUCCGACAUCGAGCCUUCACUUGACAGAGAGUGUCAAUUCCAUCUUCCGGUAUUGCAGCGACAUCCAACGGUUCGGAGCUGGGUUCGAGAAAGAUGUGCCCUGGGCCAUGCAGCAAUACCUGCUGGACCUUUACUGGAGGUAUCAACACGACAUACUGCACAUUGUCCACAAGCAGGCCUUUCUGGCCGGCAUGGAGGCCACACACAGUCCCAGUCCAUACUUCAGCCGAUGUUUACUCCUUUGUAUCCUGGCCUCGGCCGCUCGCAGCUCCGCCAGUCCCGAAAUCCGAGCCCUGACCCUACCCGCCGAAGAAGACACGGGGGAAAGUCCGAUCCUGAUGAAGCAAGCAGAGGAGGCGUUGCAAGAAGAGCUCCUGAAUCCUGGCUUGACCACCGUCCAGUCGUUGAUGCUGUUAAGCAUCCUAGAUUGUUGCCAGUCCAAUGACUCGAGAGGUUGGAUGCGGUCUGGACAAGCUUGCCGGCUGGCUUUCGACCUCGGUCUUCACCAAAACUGGUCACAUUUGCCCCAGUCGAAGCUCCCGUCUUUUGAGAUGGAGGUGAGAAGGGUCAUAUUUUGGGGCUGUGUUGGCUUUGACAGGCUUUGGGCCCUUUAUCUCGGCCGUCCUCCAGUCAUCAAGCUGAGUGAUGUCUCGAUUCCGCGGCCGGAUAGAAAUGCGAGUUCGUGGGAGAUGAAGAUGUUUGCCGCAUGGGUUGAACUGCUGGACCUUGCGGGUCAAAUCAGUGAGAAAUUGAACACCAACACCUGCUUUCAAGAGCAGAUUGACUUCUACAUGGAUGCUUUGCAAAGUUGGGAUUCUAGUUGUGACCAUUCCAUCACCUUCUUCCCGAACGCACCUCCAGGGGUGUAUUUGCUCCGCAUACAAUACUCGGCCUUGGUGAUCCUCCUGAACAGACAUAAUGCCGGGUACGGCAAUCUCCAGAAGAGGAAUUGCGCGCACUCGCAGAAAUCGCGCAAAGCGUGCGUUGAGCAUGCGUUGAUCACGUCGCAGCUCUUGCAGGACUACGCCGCCCACCACGGCAGUGCCAACACCAUGAUGGGCUCGGUCCUGUACAACAUCACCAGUGCCGCGACCAUCGUGGUGGCUGAGAUGGCCGAGAAGAAUCGGAGGGACGUGCCUAAGGAAUCUGCCGCUCUGGCCAUCUGCCUCAAUGCCAUGAAGGAAAUGGAGAGCGCCGAGAUCGUGGCCCGGAAUGUUCGGAAAAUCGUCCAGACCAUCAUGCGGGUUUGCAAUGUGCAAAACAACUACAGCUACGACGAUGGGAAUGCAGGUGCAGGUGCAGGUGCAGGUCCAGUAACUGGAUUCUGGGCAAAGGAUUACAAUCCGUCCAACGAAGAUGGUCCGUCUCAUGCAGGAGUAGAUGAAGCAACGACUGCGGACGCCAAUAAGGAGAACGACAGAAACAAUACCAACACCAACACCAACACCAACACCAACAACAAUAACAACAAUACUGCCACUACAACUACAACUAACGCCACAACCACCACUAUCAAUGAUGCCAUGUCGUUGAACUUUGGCCCAUUAGGCUUCGACAGUGUGUUCCAGUUUCCAUUUGAGGAGGUGCUCUUGGAUCCAAUGUCAGCGAACGAGUUUAUGCAACAAUGA